Messenger RNA from Cololabis saira (Pacific saury), 610 nucleotides. Its product is annotated as urotensin-2-like. Gene Ontology annotation, cellular component: extracellular region. The transcript is spliced from 4 exons. NCBI's taxonomy places the organism in Eukaryota, Metazoa, Chordata, Actinopteri, Beloniformes, Belonidae. Gene Ontology annotation, biological process: blood vessel diameter maintenance; regulation of blood pressure. The coding region runs from base 41 to 421 and encodes 126 amino acids. Gene Ontology annotation, molecular function: hormone activity. The record is from RefSeq and is a predicted model, not a curated record.
UGCAAAUCAGAAGCGCCGGCAGCAACAGCACCUGACAGUAAUGAAGUGCCAGCAUCUCAUCUCUUGGGCGUUUGUGCUCAUGGCUUCUGGCCCGCUGCUGGCCCACCCCAUUACAGAAUCAGCAGAGAUGCCCUAUCCAGGCCCCGUAUCAGGGGAAGACCGAGGGAUGGACGACCUCUCUCUCUCUGAGCAGCUUUACCCUCCACAGGACGGUGCGGGUCUCAGAUAUUCUUCUUUGAUAUCUGGCGAGGUUAACAGAGAUGGUUUUAGAUCGACAAGUCUGCUGCCGAGGGGGAUGAAGAGAGAGGUUUUAUUGGAGAAGCAAAGUCUUCUAAGUCCCUUCAGCCGUAUGCUGGGCCUCCGGAAACAGUUCAGGAAGAGAGCAGGGAAUUCUGAGUGUUUCUGGAAGUACUGUGUCUAAAACGGUCCAAAAACAGCCAUUACUGCUGCACACAAGAGGCAGGGCUUUGCACUAAGAGAAUAUUUAUCUGAAACUCACACAAGACUACAUGUCUACUGUUGAUUCGUUGCCAAAAACAGCAAUUCCACCGGUUUGUGCGGGACACAUUGAUUGGGAAUUUUUCUAUUGAAUGUUACGAAUAUGUUGUUU